GCUCUGGUCUGCUCUGUGUGCCAUACGACGCGUGCUAUCUCUCCCCUCUCAACUCGUACCAGCGAAGCCUAGUCUUCUUCAGAAGCGAUGGCCGCUGCGCUCUUCAGGCCACGGUGCGGCUUCUUGGUAUGGUGCUGCUGCUGGGUGCUAGUUGGCGCAGCUGCCGCUUCUCGACGUAUCAGAACCAGCACCAGCACGAGCGGGGGAUUGGCAUUCCACUUGCGUUCGGCCCCAUGGGCGCGAGCAGGAGGGUCGCGCGACGCAAGCAGCAGCGGGAGGGGCAGGGAUACCGCCGCGUUGGAGGAACUGGCUGGGACCGGGAUCGACAGGAGAAAGGCCCUGUUUGCGAGGGGAAGCACAACAGAAACAACAACAACGGGGAUGUCGGUUUCCUUGCAGCCGAGGCGUUACUACCCCCGGUGGGGACAACAUGACGAUGGGGCCCCCGCCAGCCCCUUGACGUACCGGCAAUCCCCCGACCAAAAGCAGCAGCAACAGCAACUGCAGCAGCAGCAGCAGAAUGGAUCCGUCCCCGAUCGGCCGGCUACGACGCCGGCGGCGGCGGCAACAACGCCAUCAGCAGCAGCCACGACAAACGGCAGUGGUCCGCAGUCGGGGGGCGAGGGCGGUGGCGGCGGAGGGGGGCGAAAGACGGGGGGGGGAGGGGCGGCCAACGCGGCCCCUCGGAAGCGCUUCAACGGGCUGCUUGCGGAUCGCUUCCAGCACCCUUUCGAUCUGGUGCGUACACGGGAGUCGUGUAUUUUUGACCAACCCAUUUCUUGAUCGCUUGUUUGGCUGACUCUCCUUUAACCCUUUUGUGACGGGAUCUUCCGAGGGUCUUUUUUUUCUUAACUGAGCGAAUAGACCGCUGACAUCGUCAAGGCCAAGGCUGUGGAACACACAUACUUCAACCACCGUCUCCCGUUCUCUACACACCCUACCGGUAUCUCCCAAAUGCACUCGAGUACACAUGGUCGCAUCCACACGCCACUCCCUUGCUCACACAAACCUUUGGUAUGUAACAGCAGACCAACACACAUCAGGGCUCUCAUCGGUGAUUGCUGUACGAGCUGGGCGUGAACUGGGGGGCUCGAUCGAGAGAGGCAGACACAUUUUCUUCGCCCCGCACUGCUGCUGUNCUACCGGUAUCUCCCAAAUGCACUCGAGUACACAUGGUCGCAUCCACACGCCACUCCCUUGCUCACACAAACCUUUGGUAUGUAACAGCAGACCAACACACAUCAGGGCUCUCAUCGGUGAUUGCUGUACGAGCUGGGCGUGAACUGGGGGGCUCGAUCGAGAGAGGCAGACACAUUUUCUUCGCCCCGCACUGCUGCUGUUGUGAACUGAACAUGGGUAUCCACAUGGGAUAGCUCUAGUAAUAUCACUGCUGUCCGCCCGCGGCCGAGGCAGCACACCCCGCCCGCGAGGCCUGGCACCUCCUAACGUUCCACGUUCAGUGCUCCUUCGUUCGGAGCGACGAGACAUGUCCACGCACGAACGAAUGUGACAUCGGGAAUAAAAACGAAAAAAUAUCCAACCGUCGGCAGCACACCAGCAGCAGAAGUAGCAGCAGUAGCAGUAGCAGCAGACCUCGUGGUAUGACAUUCGGUUGAAAAGAGACGCCGAUACGCAUACGUAGAGGAGACCCGUCGAGAGGCAUCGCAAGGUGGACCCUUACUCCUGGCGCCAGCGACAACUUGGGCACAAAACGAAAUAAAAAGUCUGUGUGUACGAAUCGAAAAAAAACGCAAUAUCGGGUCAAAUAGAAUAAAAUCGUGCAAAAUUAUCAAUUUCUAUACUACAGAUAGAGGGGGAAGGUCGGAACUGUGAUCAGAGUUGUUGUCCCGAAAACCCUUGCUAUUGUGAGCGAAAAGUGGCCGGGGACGAUAGUCUCCUUGCCGCUUCUACCUCUCUACCUUUAGGCACAAUAGCAGCAGCAGAUGUAAAACCCAAUCACAACCAUCAUCAUGGACCCAGAGGAAGUUGCUUAGCUUUGGCAGCACAAAGCACACCAAUGGCAUCCCGAGACGGCUCCACGUGUUGUCUGGGAUGAGCUGCUGGCCAUCGCGAACUCCACGCCAGACCAACUUCCCGACGCCACGGCUGCUGCAGCCCGGGCGGUAGGACAGCGCUACUGUCAACACGGGGCAGCAGAGCCGUAGCCCCUACCCGA
Messenger RNA from Ectocarpus sp. CCAP 1310/34, 2176 nucleotides. The record is from the annotation of a GenBank genome assembly. Lineage: Eukaryota; Phaeophyceae; Ectocarpales; Ectocarpaceae.